AUGCAGCACCGCGUGACGACGCGGCAGGUCGAGCGCACGAUGGCGGACCGGCGCCGGAUCGAGACGCAGAACACCGAGCUUCUCCGGUAUGCGUCGAGCAACCAGGUGCAGGCGAUGGCCAACAAGGGCGACAUGGCCGUGCUCGCCAAGCGGCGCGGGAACGCGGCCUUCCAGCGCAAUGCCGAAGCGAUGCUUGAAGAGCGCAGCUUUGUCGCAGAGCGCGACCUUAAGCGCAACCUCCGCACAAAAGAGCAGAACGACAGCCUCGCGCGAGCCCUCGAAGAAGAGCGCCGGAUGAGCGAGCGCCGCGAGCGCGAGAUCCAGCGCAUUUGCGAGUCGAGCGAAGAGCUCCGCGAGCUGGAGAGCAUGCUCAAGGUCGCAUACGUCAAUAAGGAGCGAUCCGUGCAGCAGGCCGAGCGUGAGACCUUGAGCCAAAUCGAAAAGUCGCGCGAGAAGGCCAUCGAGACGCAAAUGGAGUACGACCGGCAGCGCGCCGAGGUCGACAUGGCCACCAAGGAGAUCGCGCGGCGCGCCGAGGCUGUUGCGAGCAAGCAAUCGAUCCAAGAACAGAUGCUCGACCGCCUCAAGCUCUACGAAGAAGCCGCCAAGGAGGCCGAAGUCGACAAAGCCAAGGUCGACGCGAUCAUGCAGCAGAUCCAGGCCGAAGACCGCCACGAGCAAGAGAAGCGCGAGCGCUAUGUCGCCCAAGCGCGUGUGAUGAUUGAAGAUUGCAAGCUUCAGCGCGCCAACGAACGCGAAGAAGCGGCGCGGCGCGAGCGCGAGGAAGAUGCGCGGAUCGCGCAGUACGGCAAGCGCGUCGAGCAGCGGGAAGCCGGCAUCAAGGAAAAGCUCGCGGAGAAGAAGAAGCGCGAAGAAGAGAUGUUUCUCGCGGUCGAAGCCGAGAUCCAGCGCACGCGCAAGGAAGAGGAGGAGUUUGUGCGGCUCCGCGACGAGCUCUGGGAAGAAGAGAUGCUCGAGGCGCACCGCGAGAAGGCGCGGGCCAAGAUGCUGCAAAAGCAAAAGGACCGCGACGACAUGAUUCGAUGCAACCAAGAGCAGCAGCGGCUCAAAGCGCAAGCCAA
This is a messenger RNA of Saprolegnia parasitica CBS 223.65, 1082 nucleotides long. RefSeq lists its product as hypothetical. The record is from RefSeq and is a predicted model, not a curated record. The transcript is spliced from 2 exons. NCBI's taxonomy places the organism in Eukaryota, Oomycota, Saprolegniomycetes, Saprolegniales, Saprolegniaceae. The annotation marks the transcript as partial.